Messenger RNA from Daphnia pulex (common water flea), 14513 nucleotides. RefSeq lists its product as uncharacterized. Gene Ontology annotation, cellular component: nucleus. Bases 835 to 5751 code for a protein of 1638 amino acids. NCBI's taxonomy places the organism in Eukaryota, Metazoa, Arthropoda, Branchiopoda, Diplostraca, Daphniidae. The record is from RefSeq and is a predicted model, not a curated record. Gene Ontology annotation, biological process: regulation of transcription by RNA polymerase II. Gene Ontology annotation, molecular function: protein binding. The transcript is spliced from 4 exons.
CUGGGUCUCGGUCCGGCCUCGUCAGUCUCAACGAAUAGCUCAGCCCGUGAGGUGAGACACGUUGUGUGUGGGAGCCGAGUGAACGAAAUUAAACCAAGAUAGAAAGAAAAGUCGUGUCAUCACACACACGACGUUAAACAACAAAAAAAUAACUUUUUUAAUUAUUAUUAAUUUCCACUCACCACACACACACACGACAUUUUUUGAGAUUGUGAAGACUCUCGUGUUGUCAAGGACGUCACACACACAGAAAAUUUGCCAAAAGAUUUUUGUCGGCCAUGUGAGAAAAAGUUGGAAGGAAAAAAUAUUGUGUCUAACCACAUUUGACCGGUGUGUGUGUGUGUGUGGUGUGGAUGUGUGUGUGAUUGUGUCGAGUGAUUCUCAAGGAUUCGUGUGCAAAAAUUUCCGUUUUCUCGAAAGGCAAAUGUCUGCCAAUUUUAUUAUCGGCUAGUGUGUGUGUGUGUGUGAGUGUGUGUGUCUGUUUCAAAGAAUCGACACACAUGGGUCGGUCGGGAGGAAGAAACAACAGCCAAGAGAAUUCCCGGCUGCGGCGGUGGCGCCACUAGGCCCGUCAAAUGUUGUCCAUCGGGAAAAUUUGAGAUUUUUGUUUGGAAAAACUCCGUCUGCAAUUGACGUUAAAUUCAAAAACGAGUGACACACGAAAUCACGAAAUUUUUGUUGGUUUGUGGCUGCCGUUUUUUUCGUGAAGAAGAAACGAAGAAAAACCCGGAAAACACCAAACGAAGACGACGAACGUUCGGCCAAAAUCCGCCAAUCUGGCUCCUCCCGCUCUCGUGUCGAAUGUAACACGACUUGGGCGAGGGCUGGAACAGCAUGGGCAGCCCGAAUGAGGCGGCCGCACAGCCUGGACCCGGCACAGGAGGACCUCCAAGUGGGGAUGGAGGAGGUCCUGAUGGUGUUGGUGGCGAAACAACACAUCACGAUGGAGGCAGCGAUGCUCCAGCUCCUCCGCCGCCGCCGCAGCCAACGUUAGCCGCCAACAACAACGAGGACAACAACAUCCGGAGUAACAGCAGCAGCCCAAGUAGCGAAACGACUGAAAGUACAGGUAGCAGUAGCAGUACAACGUCUAGCGCCACCGCAGUAGCAACAACAACAACCAACACCACUACCAGUCCGGGAAGGAGAGCCAAUGGCAAACACGGCGGAAGACGAUGGAAAGCCGAGCACCAGCCACUACGGAAAGCGUCGAUGGAAGAAGAGGAAGAUGAGGAUGAAGAAGAAGAAGAAGAGAAUGAACAAGACGACCGGAUCCGCCCGGCACCGCUUCCAGUAGUAGAAACGGAAUCUUGUUCCGCAUUGCCACGUCCCGAAGUGGUUGUCACUCCCAGUCGUACAAAUGUCAUCCACACGUCGGAAGAGUCGGACGAGGACGACGGCAUGGUGGACCUGGACAGGAAAUUGACGCCCAGUCCGCCUCUACCUGCUGCUGCUGCUGGCCAGAAACCUGAACAACAACAACAACAAGAUCAUUAUUGUCUAAGAUGGACCAAUCACGGUAGUCACGUGCUGGGCGUGUUUGCCCAGCUACUUCGCGACGAGUCGCUGGUGGACGUGACGUUGGCGGCCGAGGGCCGUUCUCUACGAGCUCACAAGAUGGUCCUGUCGGCCUGUUCGAGUUUCUUCCGGACGCUGUUCGUCUCCCACUCUGACCAGCGCCACCCCAUCGUCAUCCUGAAAGACACGAAAUUCACGGAACUCGAGUCGCUGCUCCAGUUCAUGUACAAGGGCGAGGUCUCGGUCGAGUACGGACAGCUGGCCACUUUGCUCAAGACGGCCGAAAAUCUGAGAGUCAAAGGAUUGGCCGAUGUGACCACGACGGCCACGGCGGCGCCCAAGGCGAAAGCGGAAGUCGAGGAAGAAGAGGAGGAAGAUGAAGAAGAUGAUGAAGAAGAUGAAGAGGACGAUGAGGAGGAGGAAGAUGAGGUGGUGGACAUGUUUGAUCAGGAGCUGGAAGAUGCAACCAACCCCAAUCCCAUCGUGAUCGAACGGAACGCCCUGACGUCGGGUCUGUCAUCUCUGACGGUCGGAAGGAUCCAGCGGCGCCAGCGGAGGCGGCAUCACCUCCACAACCUCAGCAAUCCUUAUCGUCGAUCUCUGCUCCAUCCCAAUCUCCAAUUGAAUCCGCAGCAGCAGCUCAAGGCUUCCGGACGAUCUGCAGGGCUGGACGUCGACUCGACCAUGGCCAAUCAUCACCGACUAGUACAACAACAAAAACAGAAACAACAAGGCAGUAGUGGCCAUUACCAACGACGUGGCUCUGACUCUGUAGUUCCGCUGGAUCUCAUCCAUCCGGAAGUCAUCCAAGAUCUCUCUUCCAACACUGCCGCUUCCGCCGGAUUAUUGGAUCAUCGGCGUUCAACAGCCACUCACAAUUCCCGGCGGAACAACAAUAACCCACCGCAGCAGACAAACCACCUACACCAUCAAAUCCCAGGCGACUGGAAGCCUCCGAACGAACUUCAGCAUCCGCCCCGGAGGCAGCUCAAACCCUCGUCUAACCAUCAACAACAACACAAUCACCACCACCACCAACACCAGAAGCCGCAGGAAGCUCAUCGCAACGAUCCAGUGGCUUCCGGCGACAGGAACAGCAACGCUUCCGGAGGCAUGGAGAAUCGCAAUUGCGACCGUGAUCCGGACGACGGUGAUCACAACCAUCGCUUUAAAAGCGAAUCGACUCGGAAUGAACACCACAACGUUGCCGGAGGGCUUGAGGGAUCCACCAUUUUGAUGGACUCGAUGGCCCAGGAUUCCGGCACGGCUCAAGAUCUCCGCAGGAUGGCUCCACAUUCACCUCCGCUUCUUCCGUCGUCUUCGUUAUCUCCUGCGUCUCCACUUCCUUCUGGUCCUCCAGCGGCUGCUGCCACUGCCACUUCCAACGCAGCAACAUCCGGUGGUCCGGCACAUCCGCAUCAACGCUUCCGUCACUGGAUGAUGGAAGAGGAGAGCGACGAGAGCGGCGAAGAGGUGGACGGUGAUGAAGAUAUGGAUGAAACUAAGACGGAGGAGGAGGCGACCUAUCUCCGCCGACAGGGUAGUAGUAGGAGACGAAAUACUUCCGGAUCCAACAAUCAUCCGCCUUCCGCCAUCGGUUCACCUCAGCAUCUUCCAAUGUCGCUGAUGAAAAAGGAAACGGGAAAUUGGAACGACUCGGCUGUCAAUCGACCAGAAGCUUCCGGCUCAGCAGGAGCCAGUACGGCCGGAGUAGAUUCACUCCGUUCUCCAGGCUCUUUUUCUUCCAACAGUUCCGACGCCGAUCAGUUUUCUGACGGCCAGAUGCCGACGGCCGAGGUGGUGAUUGAAGAGGGCGAGUAUCUCAACUUCUCCGGCAGCGGAGGAGGAACCUCUAGCGGAUUGAGGAUGAGGCACAGAGACGGAGGUGGCGGACGCAAAAGUCAUCACAGCCACAAGGCACCGACUAGUGGCGAUCCUGGAAACCAUCGGAGCAUUAGCGCCGCCGCCGCCGCCGGAAGCGGAUCCAUCCAUCACCCUGCGGCUCGACCCAAGAGGUUCUUGUCUUUCCCGGAAGGAGCCGCCGCAGUCGAAGGAUCGGCUCACCACUCGUCGUCGGCCACCGGUAGUGGCGCAGGUGGAAGAGGGCAGAAAGGCGGAAGCGAUUUCCGAGAUGAGGUCUCGGUGGUAGUCAGCCGUUCAGGCGCCGGAGGAGCAAGUGGAUCAGGAGCGAAUGAAACCUCAUCUUCGUCUAAUUUCCUCUCGUCCAUUUUGCCCAUGGUCGUCCCUCAGUUCGACUUUGGCAUGCGCUUCGCCGGAAUGCCCCUGGGAAUGCCCUUUGCCGGAAUGAAUCCAUCCCAUUACCGGAAUAGUAACAGUAGUAACGCCUCUGGUGCAGCUAGUCGGUCGGGUCACAAUGCGCCCCGGCCAGGACCAUCUUCCUCAUCAUCGCAAUUACAAAGGCAACAACAACAACAACAACAAGCGGCUGCGGAGGAUAGAGACGAGCCCGGCGGUGCCGGAUCGCAUAGGAGCGGGGCCAGCAGCACGGCCAGCGACGUGGGCGUCUGUCGAGACUCUCCGUCGUCAUCUUCCACCUCGACGCGAGCCGUGGCGGCUUCCGGUUUCCCGUUUCCGACGUCCAUCUCGCUGAUUGAAUCUCACGUCGGCGUCGGUUUCACGCUGGGCUCGCGGGAGAAACCCUACAAGUGCGAGCAGUGCGGCCAGUGCUACAAGUACCUGUCGGCCUUCACCAAACACAAGGAGCAAAAUCACACGGCCCGUCUGCCCGGCGAGAAGCCCUUCCGCUGCGAAAUCUGCGGAAUGCAAUUCAAGUAUCUCAAAUCGUUCAAGAAACAUCGGCUCAAUCACGCUGUGGAGCGACUCCACGUUUAUCCCGGCAACGUCCGAGCCAUCACGAUGCCUGGGGCACCCGGCGGAGGAGGCGGAUCUAUGACGCCUCCAGCGUCUCUGGCUGGAUUCAUGGGCGUUGGCAUGAUGGAAGAACGCAGCGUCCUGGAAAUGCUGGGCAGGUCUCAACAUCACCACAGCCGCCGUGAAAUGCUCUCGGGUUCAUCCGCAUCCGGAAGCCAAUCAGAAGCCAGAGCCCGUCUCCAUGGAGCCGGAGGCAACACCACGUCCAAUACUCCCGAAGGCCGACGAUCUUCAAGUCCCGGCGACCAGCGAUUGGGAACGGCUCGGAUUAAAUCGGAAGUUGAAAUCGUCUCUUCCGGCGACGAACAGGAUCAGAUGAUGGACGACGAGACGACCAAUGACGGCCGUCUCAUGAGCCAGGAAGAGGCUGCCCAGCAACAACAGCAACACCAAUUCGGUUCUGCUGCUGGACGAUCCGCUUCGGCCUCAUCCGGUCAUCAUCCGCACCACGGCCAUCUCCACCACCACCACCACCACCACCACCUGUCUCAACAACAGCAACAACAACAAAAUCGACAACUCUUACUGCAACACGCCAAGUUUUCGGCGGCCAGUCCGGGCGGAAGUCCGGCCUCGUCAUUCCUUCAAGGAGCCCUUCAACUGCAGAGGCAACACCAAGUGGCCCAGCAUCAGGCGGCCCUGAUGGCGGCCAAUUUUCUGGCUGCCCGCGGAGCCGGAGGAGCUGCAGCGGCUGCUGUCGCUGCCGCCAUGCCACCGCCUCCGGGACUGGAGCGACUUCAACCGCAACAAUCUGGAGGAUCGGAUCCAUCAGGUCACGCCCCCGGCCAGUCGGAAGAAGGUCAGUCCGAUAGGGAAGGUUCAGAUGAUGGAGAAACGAGCAACAAAGGCUCGGGAUCCGGAAGGAGAGCUACUCCGCCGACAGCGGCUGCGGCCUCUUCCGCCGGACCGGGUCCAUUCCUUCACAAUCUGAUCCGCGAUUUCAGCUCGGCGGCGGCGGCUGCAGCGGCUGCCGCUGCCGUUGCCUCCACCAGCCGUCCGUCGUUGGUCAAUUCGGCCACGACUGGCGGCGCCGGUGGUGGUGGUGUUCCGGGCGGAAUCACGGGCCCACCUCCCGAAUACGACCCCGGGCGGCCCCAUUUGUGCCCGUUUUGCGGCAAGGGCUUCCGGGCCAAGGAGAAUUUGAAGCUGCACAUCCGGAAACACACGGGUGAGCGUCCGUUCGAGUGCGAAUUCUGCGGCCGAGCGUUCGGCGGCAAGAGCGACAUGAACCGCCACUUGAGAAUCCACACGGGCGAGCGGCCGUACCGAUGCGACGCCUGCGGCAAGACAUUUGCCCGUGCCGAUUACCUCUCCAAACACCUGUCCACUCACCUGGUCUAAAACAACAACACAUUUUAUGGCAAUCUCUCAACACUACUUGUGCCCUCUCAAUCAAACGACACCCAAGCAAAAAUAUUUUCUCAAUCGUAGCAAUCCUCCGCGCACCGCUAACUACAAAACAAAAACAAAAAUGGCUACAAGCCACACCCACUCGUCGUCCGCACGACGCCCAGAUGACAAUUUCUCUUCAAGAGCUUCAACUUUUUUUUUUCAAACAAAUUUUUUGGUAACCGAGCCAAAAAACAAACAGGAGAAGAAAAGAAACUGUCCAUUUUUCUUUUCUUCUGAAACCCAGAGAAAACCGAAUUUCAAUUGACGCAUCGAAAAUUGUUCAACCCCCCCAAAACAAAAAAUUAUUUUUUUGUUUCAAAAUUUCUUGCCCGGUGAUAAGAAAAGAUUUAAAAAUCACAGAAAUUUGCAUACCUUGCCCUCCAAUCUUUUUGUUUUUCUUCUUUUGGAUGGAAGAAAUCCAAGAAAAAAGAAAAGAAAAUCUUCAACCAAGUUGUUGUGCCUGGUUCUCGCCCCCCCCACAAAAGUGUUUGGCAUUUUCGUCCCCAACUUGUUUUGACCGACUCGCCAACGGUUUUCUCUUCAAGAGAAACUUGACGCGAGAGGAUCGAAUCCAUUUCGGAAUGAUAAACUCCUCCCUCAAAAAAACAAAAAUUCUAAUUUCGGCCAAGCCCCUCCCUCAAAUUGUUUGAUCCACGCAACGGACUGUGAUGCAAACUCCCUUUUUUGGAUUUAAAGAAAAAACAAACAAAAUUUUGGCGUUACAAACAAAAAAUUACGAAAUGUGGUUCUCGAAAUUUCUAUUUUGAUCAAUUGGAUAAAAGAAAUGUGAAAAGCUUUUUGUAAAAGAGCUUUGGGAAAACUCGUACACAAAAGUCCAUAAAACAAAAAUUGUUCCCCCCCCCCCCAAUCAAAUUCGAUUUGAUGAAAAAUAUCCCCCCCACCCCAUUUUUAACUGGAAGAACAGGUGCCGUCAAGAGAAAAUCCGGAAGACUCGUCGUCACUUCCGCACAACACUCAAUGUCAGCAGACAUUUAAAAAACAAGCCCGCCAUUGGACAAGAAUCAAGAAAACAAAAUACCCAAAAAAUUCUAAAAAUUUCAAAUUUUCUGGAUUUCAAAAAAACAGCCCCGGUGAAAAACUUUUAGGUGAAACUAUUUCAAAAAAAAAAGCUCUUUCAGGAAAAAACCCAGAUUUAACGAAAAAGAAACCCCCAAAACGGAAAAAAAAUUGAUAACUCAAAAAAUAAACACCGACAACACGUUUGUGGCUGUGAUAAUUUAAAAAAAACAUGUUUAGGCUUAUUUUAAAAAAAUUGCGAAAAAGAAAAAGGGAAAACAAAACUUUUUUAUGGCAAUCGUUUUGUGUGUGUGUUUUCUUCUUUCUGGCGGGAAAUUCGAUCCAAUCGAGCAGCAGUGCGUCUUCUUUUCUCUCCCCCCGGUUUUCAUCGGAAAAGCGGUUAGCUCAAAAAUUGAAAAGAUAUACAAAAAAACAAAACGAAAUUGUUUUCAAAGACAUCAAAGGGCUCGUGUGCCGUCGUGUGCGUUUCUUUUUUUUUUAAAUUUCGAGUGUGUAAGUGUGUGUGCGUGAGUGCGUGUUUGACACAUCCAUCAUCAAGACUCCCAUCCAAAGGAAAAAAAGCAUCCGCAAAUCAGCUUAAAACACAACAGAUGAAUUUUUUUUUUCUUUUCCAAUGAAAAGGUUUUUUGAAAAAAAAUCUUAUUGGAAGAAAAAAGAACCCAACCGCUCCCCCCCUCCAGCCGCUGGAUCCAAGAUCGGAAACCAAAAUGCACCGUUCUCCACCUGACGCAGGUGUGGUCCAACCAAUUUCUUUUUUUUUCUUUCUUUCUCUACUUCGUUGAAUUCUCUUUUAGCUAAUAAUUAGUUUUUCUUUUGAAUACCAUGAUACUACCCGCAGUGUUAUUAUUAUGUUUUUUCUUUCACAACAACAAUGUCCCCCCGUGUUUAUUCAGUGUCAGCGUGUUUGUCGGUAUAACUGCGUGAAUGUUUAGUGUGAUUGUGUUGAUUUAGAUCAUUUUUUUUUUCGUGUAUGAACGUUGUAAUUUCCCGCCAAGGAUUAUUUCAACGUUGACUCGUUGAGAGUGCUCAAAAGAUGUUGAGAAGAAACGAUUGAACCAGAUGGUUUUUUCUGGUUGCCCUCCCACCCACCCACUUUCUCUCCCCCCCCUCUGAAAUAUUAUAUCCCCCCUUUGAAAAAAUUUUUGGGAUUUAUCGAGGAGUUACUCCAUUUAGGCCUUUUUUGGACAUUUAAAAAACAUUUCGUGUGUCUCACGUCCAAACGUUUUGAGCUACUUGCUGCCUAGCGGUUCUCUCUUUUAUUUUCACUUUAUCCAAAACAAAAUCAUUGUAUUUUUCACUGGUUAAAUGAUUUUGUUUUCAUUUUUUUUUUAAAUUACUAAACAAAAUUCAUAAUUUUUUCGAUAUAUGGAGGGGAAAAAAUAUCGAUUCAUGUUGCGACCAUCCAUUCAUUGUCAAAUCAAAAGUCACGGCCUUUUUCGUCUUCUCUUUGUGCGAAAUUUGAAUUUCCCGGUUUCUCUCUCCCCUCCCCCUCUCCCAUUUAUUGAUUACAAAAAAAUUUAUGGAACCGCAAGCCGAUUUGAAGCGAUAAAAAAAAAUCAUUCGUUCAAAACAAAAAAAAAUCGUUCAAAACGAGCCAGAAAGCCUCUCUCUCUCCCCGCCCCCCUUUUCCUCUUUGCGCGUAUGUGUGUAGAAAAUAUUUCGGCAAAUUUGUAUUUACUGACGAGCCUCUCCUGACGAGAAUAAUUGGUCCCGCUGAUUUUCAAAGUGCUAGCCAAUUUGCGAUCUCUUUUUUUUUCUUUAUUUUUUAGUCUACACAUUGGAAUUUGAUAGAUAAAGUUUUGAUCAAUUCAACGAUGAUGGAAAUGGGUUUUUAAUUGCCUUUUGAUGUAGCCCGCCAUUAAGUGAUUUAUAAGAAAGUAGAAAAGCUAUUUUGUAUUUUCUCUUUUUUUUUACGUUUUCAAAAUUUGGCUCCCUAUUAUUAUUGUGUGAGCGCGCAAAAUUUGAAAAUUUCGGGGUGGGAGGAAAAUUUUAUUCGAUCGACAUGGAAAAUCCAUCACAGAUACUUCUGCCCGUCCUCGUCCGACAUCACACAGUGUCAGACAAUUUUUGGCUCUUUUGUAUCAAGGGGGUUGGGGGAUUUUUUGAUCGAAAUUUCGUAGCGAGAAAUAACAAUUUCAAUCAACCAGCGACGUGUGUUCACAUUUAUUCUCUUCGCUAUUGUUAUUCGAGACAUUUUUUGGAUGAAAGACAAAAAAUACUAUCAAAAACAUUUUGCCUGUCUUGCGUGUUUCAAAACAAAAAAAGGAAAUUUGCCACACAAAAGUGCAUCACGGCACUCUAAUCUCGUCAUUAUUUUCUUCUUUCGUUUCUUCGUCCCUUUUCUCGUUUGCCAAAUUUUGGAGACCUUUCGGGGUUCAUUUAUUAGAACGGCAUAGCAACAAAUUUUUAUUUUCAAUUUUUUUUUUCAAUUAGAAAUUUGCUUUUAACUUAAUUUAUUUUGAGAUUCGUUCAAGAAAUUGGUCGUCAUUAGGCGUUGAAACAAAGGUUGGGGAUAGCGCUGCAGCAUAGCGGUUUGGUACUGUGAUAUUCAAAUAUCGGUCAUGGAAUGGAAUUUGUCUUAUUGAAUUUUUUAAAAAGAGGGAAAUUCUAACCCGUUUAAAACGAAAAAUUAUUUCGAAAACUUUAAAAUCAAAUUUAAAAAAAAUUGCUAUGGCCUAUACAAAUUCGAUAUCAGAACUUUCAAAAUUAUUGUCUCGUGGUAAUCACAUUUUUUGGGAAAUUCUAUUUUUAUUAUAAAUUAUGACAAAUUACAUUUCGGAUUGAUUCUGAUAUUUGCCAAGGUGAUGGUUAAAAAAAAACAAAAUUAAAUCAAUCCAAUGGGCAGAAGUUUGGCUCGUAUUUUCGAAAACAAAUUUUAAUUCAAAAUUUUGUAGAAUCAAAACGGAAGAAAGGGAGGGGGGUUAAGGGAGGGAGGAUUUUUUAUUUAAUUGGUUUUCAAUUCUUAAAAUAAAACAAAAUUGGAGAAAUUAGCUAACCGGUAUGCGUGUGUGAUGGUCGUCGUCGUAUAAAUGCGGAUGUUGCGCGAAUGUUUUUUUGUGUCAACUCUUUUGACGUGUUCAUUUCUUAAUUUCACGCCGGUCGUCAGCGUUCAGAACGCCUAGACGAUUGGUCCGGAAAUUUUCUUUUUUUGUAUGUGUUUUUUUAACGAGGCAGUUACAAAAAGGGAAAAAAGUGACGAAUAAACAGCGUCACUCUAAAACAAAAAUUUCUUUUUCUUCACGGCGAAUGAACAUUUUCAAAGGCGGCAAAUUUGAAUCUACUUUGUAAAACCCCCCGGUGUGUAAAAACAAAAAAUAAUCAUUUCCUUGUAGUAGCGUGCGCUUUUUUUUUUUCAAUGUCUCGAUGUGUUUUUGUUUUAUUUCUCUUGAAUUAGGAAUUUGUUCUCUCAUUGGUUCCCCCCGCUUAUUGUCGCUUUUUUUUUCUUAAACAGGAGGGAAAAACAAAUUGAAAACGAGUUAGGAUCGAAUCCUCCUUUUUUUCCCCUCAAAAAGAAAAAGAAAUUGGCACAUGAGAAGACAUACUCAUUCUCUGCGUAACCGGUUUCUUUUUUGUUUCAAUGAAAUGUUAGAUUUAAAAAGAGAUCAUAAGACAAAAAAUAUUAAGAAACACCACACACACAAAAAUAGCGCAGACAGACCGAUUUGCGCCUGGUCGAAUUCAAUUUGAUUUCGAAAUUUCUGGCCAUCAUAUGUGUGUCGUGUUGUAUCAGCCCCGUGUGUGUGUGUGUGUGUGCGUGUCUGCGUGCGUAUUUGAGUAAUGUUUUUCCGUUUUUCUGGAACUUGCCCUUCUUAUAUUUUUUUUCUCCCAAUGUCAAUUAAAAAAGGAAAUGUUUGUAUUUGAUCACAUUGAGCGUGUCAGAGCCAGGCCAUGGUGUAGGAGCCAACCGCGCGGCUUUUUUAUUUUCCAAAAAAAUUAACAAACAUACAAAAAAAAACACGGAAUUUUCUAGGUUAUUGGUCAAAUUUUGUUUUCUUUCCCUCCCCACUCCUUCUCUCCCUGAAUGGAAAAUAACCAACAGAGUUUUUGGUGACUCUUGAUGACUUACAAACCGAUAUGGAUAUAAUCAAAAUCCUUUUUAUUAAAAAAAAAGUUGAUUUUGCGCCUCUAAUACGACCGAGGAGGCGUCAACGCCCCGAACUUUGACAACAAGAAAAUAAAAACAACACACAAACUUUUUUUUUUUUAAUAAAUAAUUCUGCCAAAAAGAAAAAAAGAUAAGUAAAGAGAGAGACUUUGCCCGGAAAAAUGUAAUAAAAUUGUGCGGAAUGUCCGUCGAUCCACUCCGGAAGUUCCGCUAUGUUUUACGUUACUGUUUUCAGAUCCAUACAACAUUUUCCAGUCUCAUUUACAUGUCCUCUUUCAAACAGACAACAGUUCAAUAAUCAUUUCGUCGCUGGUACGAAGUUGAACAAAAUUCCCUGAUUUUUUUAUUUUGUGACAAAAAGAUGAAACAUCUGUUUUAAAGUUUUAGCGGGCGACUUUAAGGGCGUGCAAACCCGUCCUACCCGACUAAUAAACCCCCCCGAUGAUGAAUCAAUCCCCCCCAAAACAAACACACUUUCAACCUAUUUUUUAAUAGCAUUUUCUAAUUCUUUUUGUAAUUCAAUGUUCUUUUGAGUUGCUUCCUUUUUCCCCCUUAAACUUUUUUUUUUCAUUUCCUCAUCGUGCAGUAAAAUAAUCCCCCCCCCCCUCUUUUUCAGUUGCUCAACUUUUUCCUCUUUUUAUUUUAUUGUCGCUUUCGGUGGUGAAAACAACUAGAAAACAAAACACAACCGCUCCCUUUCCGGGCUGAGACUCGACCGCCCGGCAAGCGGAUACCAACACCUGUUUUUUUUUUCCAUCAAGUUAAAGUUGAUCAUCAUUGUUUUUGUUUUUUUAAGUUUUUUAACGUAAAUAUCCUGUUGUCGUCUGGUGAUUCAACACAAUCAUGUAACAAAAACCCAUAAACAAACAAAAAAAAAAGUUAAAAUUCAAAUCAAUCUCCCCCCUCAAACAAACAAACAGCAAAAAAAUCAGUCGUUGUCAAGUGAAAUCAUUCACGCUCUCCCGAUUCUCGGUCCCUCUGGUCUCUUGUAAAUGUAGGAAAAUAACCGAAUUCUUAGCUUUAUUGGUCGUCCAUAUUAGGUAUCCCCCCAUCUUUACUUAUACAGACUUGUCUUAGAUUUUAGGAGACUUUGAGUAAUCAAAUCCACAUUUUAAAAACCCACACAACAACAACCACAAAAAAAAAAAUAAAAGUAGUUCAGCAAAUCCCACAUAAAAUAAAAACACCCCGUUAAGUGAGCGCAUUUUUUCCCAGUCUCUCUCUAUUUACCAGUUCUUUUUUUAAACAUUUUCCCGACUUGGAAUAACUUUUUUUUUAUUUUUCAUUCUACAGCUAAUUUUAGUAUCUGUCAUAGAUGUUUUGCCGUAGACUGUUGAAAUCACACCCACAGGGUUUCUUCACGUCAUCAAGUAAUAAUAGGAUGUAAUUGAAUUGUCUGAAUCAAAAAAGACGAUCGAUUACUUUUGGUGUUUAAUUCUUACCGUGCUUUUUAAUUCCCCCUUUGGUCUGUGCUCUAUCUCUACAGUAAACAAACCCCCUUCAUGUUUUUCUUCGAACGCCAUCGGAAACGACUCGGCGCCCGUCUCUCCGUCUGUAUUCUAAUUGUAGUGGAUUUUUCGUGUUUUCUCACUUUCUAUCUCUAUCAAUCUGCUUAUUUUUCUUCUGGUUUUUGUUUUUGUUGUUGAUUUGACACCUUACUUCUUCUUCAACUUCUUUCUCUUCUUCAACUCUUUGCUUUGACUUCCAUAUUAUUCUAUAAACAACCCAUGCAGUUCCAUAGCCCGGUCCACCAGAAAACAACAACAAAAACCAGCAAAAAACCCCCCAAAUCCACAAAAUUUGUUUUGAUUUCAAGGGAAUAUCGAUAGGAAAGGAAAAGGAAAAAAAAAACCACCAACCACCAUUAAGAAAAAAAAAACAAACAAAACCAAAAAUUGUUUGACACAUUGUCAAAGACUCACCUUUCAUCAAAUUGAAAAGGAACUUUGACUUUUUUUUUUCUUUUUCGUACCUCCCUAACCACACCCCAACCCUCAAUUACCCUCAAGUGUUCUCAACGGAUUUGAUUUAAUCUCUCCACUCUCUGGAUCUUUUCUUGUUUGGGCCUUCCGUCAGCAAAAAAAAAAACAAAAUUAUGAAUUUUUUUUUUCAAACCCAACUUUUAUUGGAUUGCGGUCAAAGAUGACUGGAAUAUUUCGAAAUUUUCGGAUAUUAAUUGGCCUUAGAUUUACCCCCCAAGAAACAUUGAUCCUGAGGGAAAUAUGUUCUUCCUUUCGACGAUCCCAUUUUUUUAAAAGGAAAUAUUUAGAUUUUUACUAUUAUUGCUAUUAUUUUGUAAAAUUAUCCAGGAGAACACACACACCUUAAAUGUUUUUCAAGAAAUAACGGGCGAAAUUUAGGAGCGGGAGUCAUGUUGCGUGCUGUGUGUGCGAGUGUUAUAAAACAAAAGUUUAAAAACCCCCUUUUUUUUGGUUUAGAAUGAUUCUUUAAAAUAUUUUUCGUGUUCCCAGAGGGAUCUCUCUUUCGGCUUGCCAAGUGCCUCUUUCCUAGUGUGCGCGCAAAAGAAAAAAAAAAACAUUUUGUUGAUUUUUUUUUUUCAAACAACUAAAAUAAAAGUUGAGCUCGCGAUUUUCGGACAUCGUUUCGGAAUUUGAUGUUUUCAAAAUUAGAAAAUCAAAAAGCUCUUUUUAAAAAAUUGAUGAUAACAUUUUUGUAUAUGACGCGGAAUUAACUAUCUAUCUAUGUUCUUGGUUGAAAGAACAUUUUUUUCUUUUCUGAUUUCGGUGACAACGUCGUUCAGAGUGACAAAAAUUCACUGGCCUCUGCUGCUGUGAAAUCAACAUGUGUGCGUUUAUUUCAAAAUUUUUGAUAAGAAAAAGGUUUCAGCCAAAAAGAUUUUUGAAAAUUCAAAAAAAAAAAUUGAAAAUCUAUUACCAAAAUUUUCGACCUUUUUCGGAAAUGUUUCGAAACUUUUCUUGUUCUCUCUCUAUCUCACAUGUUGUUUAGCUGCAAAAAAUAAAAUAAAACACACAUUUAUAUGAAUGGAAAAAUUUGUUAACGAAGGAUGCCACCUUCACUUUCACGACGGGGAGUUCAUUUGCAAGUUUUGGUUUUGAUAUAAUAACCCCCCCGAGUGAAGGAUGUUGUUGUGCUCCGGUUACUGUUUUUAAGAAUUUUUCGUGUCUCUGAAUGACGCAGAAAAGAAAAGCUUCAAAAUUGUUGAUUAAACUCAAUCAACUUCUAUUGUCUUAUAAUGUCCGGUCAGUUUGGGUUAUUAGACCGGGCGUUACACACAAACACAUAAACACACAAAAAAAAACUAUUUUGGAUUCUUGUUGGCAUUUAAAAGAAUCUUACGAGUUUCUUUUUCAUUUUUUUUUUACUUGAUUAUUUGGCCUGUUAUCGUCAAAACUUUCCUCCUUUCGGAAUCGCCGUCGCCACUAGUAAAUGAUUUCAAAGUUAAAAAAUUUGAGUUUGUUUUUCUGGGAUGAAGAAAAAGAAAAUUAAAAAUUACAUUUAUUGCAGAUCCUCUCCCACCAACCGAAUAAACUUGCCACAAUUUAAAUGAUAAUAACACACACCAUCUCACUCUCCAGAGCUGUUUGUU